Messenger RNA from Cladophialophora psammophila CBS 110553, 1812 nucleotides. RefSeq lists its product as uncharacterized. The transcript has 3 exons. Lineage: Eukaryota; Fungi; Ascomycota; Eurotiomycetes; Chaetothyriales; Herpotrichiellaceae. The record is from RefSeq and is a predicted model, not a curated record. Bases 1 to 1812 code for a protein of 603 amino acids.
AUGUACGACUAUCUCAUUGUUGGAGCUGGCCCUUCGGGGCUGUGCGCCGCAAAGACGAUCCGCGAAUGCGAGCCUGAGGCUAAGGUGAAGAUUCUGGACUCUAACAAAACCGUGGGUGGUGUAUGGUCCAAAGAGAACAUCUAUCCUGGCCUGAAGACAAACAAUGUCCGUGGCGGCAUCGACUUCUCCGACUUUCCCAUGCACGAUGGCUUUGGCAUCCCUGAAGGUCAGCAUGUCUCGGGCGAAGCAAUGCACGAGUAUAUCAGAGCCUACGCCGAAUAUUUCGAUGUCUUCCGGUUGAUCGAUUUUGACUCGACCGUCGCGGACAUCUGCAAGCUCAAGGGCAUUCAAGGCUGGAACGUCAAACUAGGCUCGGGAGCAGAUCUGCAGACGCGUAAGUUAAUCGUCGCCACAGGUGUCACAAAUGUACCACACAGACCAGCGUUGAGUGGCUCGGAGGAAUUUGGGGGCCCGAUCAUGCACUCGGCGGAACUGGGCAUGAAAGGCAGCGUUCUCACUGACGACCCCAAUGUCCAGACGAUAGCGGUGCUUGGUGGAGGGAAGUCCGCUUACGACGCCGUCCAUGUGGCUGGCAAGGCUGGCAAGCAGGUGGAAUGGAUCAUCAGGAAGUCGGGCAAGGGCCCUGAAUGGAUCUUCCCCGCCCACACCAUGGGACCGCUGCAGGCGGUGCGAGAAAAGCUACCGGCAAGACGAUUCGUGUCCUUUUUCAGUCCAUGUCUGUGGAACGACGGGUUCAGCUGGAUCAGGCACUUCCUCCAUUUCACCAAGCUCGGCAAGAUCAUUUCGCAGGGCUUCUGGAUAAACCUUCACAAGGCAACCCUGGACGACUGCGGGAUGUUGAAGGAUGAGAGAACAAAGGUCUUGGAGCCCGAGCAGAGCCCCUUUUGGUACGGCACGGCAUCUGGAAUCUAUAGCUACGAGAAGGAUAUCUACGAGAUGCUCAAGACCGGUCAAGUGCGCGUGCAUCGCGAGGACAUCCUCCGCCUCUCCAAAGGUGCCAUCAACUUCACCAGCGGAUCGCAAGUCACAGCGGACGCCCUCGUCACCGCGACAGGCUUCUCGGCAAAGUCGACCCUCAAAUUCAUCCCAGACACCAUGCACGCUGACCUCGGUAUCCCGUCGACCAGCUACACCCAGGCGCAGUAUGGCUUCUGGCAGGCCCUGAAUGAGAAGGCCGACAUGACCAUCGCCUCCAAAUUCCCCCGUCUGGUCGCCGGGCCAUUCAAAUCGCCCACCUCGACCGUAGUGCAGCCGUUCAACCCAGGCAUGGACUCCGAGGCCAACUACACGCCCUUCCGGCUAUACAGGGCCAUCGCGCCGCCGGGCCCGACAAAGGAAGGCGACAACUCGCUCGCCUUUAUCAGCAUGUUCUCGAACCUGGCCAACACGCCGCGCUGCGAGUUGCAGUGCCUCUGGGCCUACGCGUACCUCAACCAUAGACUCGACAUCCAUCCAGCCACCGUCUUCGACGAAGCGGCCCUGAUGGCGCAGUACGCAAGACACCGCGCGCCGUACGGCCACGGCAGGUUCUUCCCCGACCUCGUCUUCGACCAGGUGCCAUACAUGGACCUGCUGCUCCAGGACCUCGGGCUAGAGUACUGGCGCAAGGGCAACUUCUUUGCCGAGCUGUUCAGCCCGUACAUGGCCAGGGAUUACAAGGGGAUCGUGCAGGAGUGGCUCCGACAGAAUUCCCACUCGAGCAAGGAAGAGUCUUCAAUCCCACCCAAGACAAAAGCCGAGGAGGCCAGGGAUCUUGAAAGAGAACCGCUUCUGAACGGCAAAGCGGCGUGA